Didymodactylos carnosus is the source of this 346-nucleotide messenger RNA. The record is from the annotation of a GenBank genome assembly. NCBI's taxonomy places the organism in Eukaryota, Metazoa, Rotifera, Eurotatoria, Philodinida, Philodinidae.
AUGGCACCGUUGUCGUAUACACCCACAACACAUUUUGAUGCACGUCUACACAAACUUGAUACAGUGGCACAAGUUUACUUGUCCAAAUGUAACCUUUCUAAUUUACUAGAUCUUAUUCCCGUUGAGUCUACUGGUAAUGGAAAUUGUUUGUACAAUUCUAUUCUAACAUUAGUGCAGUCCCCAUCUGAGAUUACAGCCGAAGAAUUGAGAGUUCGUGCUAUCGUUGAAUUAGCAAUGAAUUACAAUUAUUACAACAUUAAAUAUGAAAGAAUUGUUGGUCCGUUAAAUUUACGUAUCAAAGCAAUGUGCAAGAAUUAUGAAUUUUCUGAACUGUUCGAAAUCGAUG